ACCCGUCUGUUUCCGGUGUGAAAGGUCAGGUGUCCCUGUUUGAAUGCGCUAACAACAACAGCAGGCACUUAGCUGAACAUACACAUACUUAACAUAUACAUAUAUACAUAUAUAGUUAAAUACUUCAGUACUUCAGUACAUGUCUGUGUCGCUGGAGGACUUUAAUGUUCGCGCGCUGUCGGGUUGUGGGCGGAGCUCGUUGAGCAGCUUCAGAAUCUGUGAAGAAGACGUCGACCUGCAGGAUGGAGUCGGAGCUGCUGAUUGGAUGGCACCAGGAGAAGGCGGAGCUCAGACAGGAAGUGUGUCGUCUGCAGGAGGAGCUGGCAGAGAGUCGAGCAGAGAGAGAUGAGCUGGAGUCGAGGAGCAGAGCUCUCAAUGACCGGCUGUGCCAGUCUCUGUCGCCCUCGCUCGGCCUCUCUCUGCAGGUGGAGGGAGAGCAGAGAGAGUGGAGGAGGAGGGUGAGGGAGGGGCGAGAGAGGGAGGCCAGACAGGCUCUGCUCAUCCACCGGCUGCAGCACAAGGUGUUGGAGUACAGAAGCAGGUGUCAGCAGCUGCAGGACGAACACACACAGCUGAUCAGCGCCGAGCGGAGGAUCAGGGAUGAACACAGCGACACUCUGGAGAGCGCCCUCAUCAGGCUGGAGGAGGAGCAACAGAGGUCAGUCGGGCUGGUGGACAUGAAUGCUCUCCUCCGGGAGCAGCUCAGCCAAUCAGAGCAGGAUAACCAGGCUCUGAGGGAUGACCUGCAGAAGCUGACAUCUGAUUGGACGAGAGCAGUGGAGGAGGCAGAGCAGAGAGAGGAUGAUUGGCAGAGAGAGAGAGAGAGCCGGUCAGGUCAUGUGGGUCAGCAGCAGGCUCGGUUGUUGUCACUUUGGAGGUCUGUGGUCGAUCUGAGACGUCACUGUCACACCGUUAAAACUGCAGCCGACAGGGAUCUGUGGCAGUUGAGGGCGGAGUUUUCUUGUCUCUCCUCUUCACUCCUCUCCAGCUGUGAUUCCGUCUCCUCCUCCCUGAGGCUCAGUGCUCCUCUCAUCAAACCCUCUGUGCCUCCCCCUCUUCCCCCCUCUGACCUUCCUCUCCCUUCCGCCUCCUUGUCUCCACCUCCUCCUCUUCCUCCUCCACCUCCUCCUCUGCCCUCCACUCUUGUCCUCCCUCUUCUGGACUCCUCUCCAUCUGUUCCUCCUCUCAACUCCUCCUCCACUUUGGGAACCUUCACCUUAGCAGAACUGGAGCAGCAGCAGGAGGAGGAGGAGAAAGAGGAGGAUGAUGACGACGACGACAAGGAGCGAGAGAUGUCACAUUUGAAGCUCCUUCAUGAGACAGAAGUUUCUCAGCUGAAUAAACGGAUUGUGGAGCUCUCUCGCUCGCUGCAGGAGAGAGAGACAGAGGUAGAGAGACAUAGAGAAGCAGAGGGAAGUCUUCAGUCUGUGAGUCAGGCUGUCAUCAGACUGUCCAGAGUCCUGAGCAGCAGCAGCAGCAGCAGCAGGUCGUCUGUGUGUGUGUCCUCUGAUGGCGUCCUCAGUCUGGAUCUGUCCUCCCUGCUGUCUGUCCUGUCUCACGCUGAGAGCGCCCUGCAGAGGAGACACAAGGAACUACAGGGGGCGGAGCUAUCUCUGCGGCGGCUCGGCGAGGAGCAAUCGGCUUUGCAGCUCCGACUGAAACAGCUGGAGGAUGACAACCAGCAGCUGCACACACACACACAACACACACAGCUGGAGCUCACACACACUUUGGACACACUGAGCAGGGAGCGUGAGACGUCGUCCUCGCUGCGUCUGCAGGUGGAGGAGGUGCAGAGGAGGGAGGAGGAGGUGAAGAGAGAGAACGACAGGCUGAGGAGGGACAGAGACAGACAGGAGGAGAGAAACAGACAGCUGGAGACUGAAACAUACAAACGAGUUGAGACUGAACUGCUGGAGAACGUCCAGCUGACAGAGAGAGAAACUGUCCAUCGGAUGGAGAUCCACACUCUGAAGGGGGCAUUAGAGAGACAGCAGUUGGACAGACAGAGAGCAGAAGAAGAGGCUGCAGACACCAAAGACGCCCUGCAGAAGUCCAGGGAGUGUGUGUUGCGUCUCUCGUCCUCUGAGUGUGUGUUGAAGCGGGAGGUGGAGGAGGCGCGGGAUGCUCUGGAGAAGAUGGCCGCCCUGACCUCAGCUCUGGCCUCAGACAAGAGAGAUCUGAACAAACAGCUGCUGCAGAUGGAGUGUGAGCUGUCUGACAGCCAAUCACAGCUGCAGACUCUGAGGUCAGAGGUCAGCUGUCUGCAGAGGGAGACUCAAACCCUCAACCUGGACUACGGUCAGCUCAGAGCGCAGAGGGAGGUGGACACCAGAGUCAUCCGUCAGCUGACAGAAGGAGAAAGAGAGAUGGAGAGAAUAACGGAGGAGAAAGAGAGACAGCUGAUCUCCCUGACGGAGGAGAGAGACAGGGAGAAAGGUCACCUGGUGGAGCUGUCCUCCCAGCAUGCCUCUGUGUGCGGGGAACUGAAGGAGGCGCAGGAGCAGCUGCGUCAGGCAACAGAGGAGCGAAGGAGGAGAGACAGAGAGCAGGAGGAGCAGCAGAGGGAGAGCACGAGGCUGCAGGAGGAGCACGGCAGUCUGCAGAGACACAAGGAGCAGCUGGAAGAGGAGCUGCAGGAGCUCAGGUCUCUGUCGGUGUCGCUCCACCAGCAGCUCCAUCAGCAGCAGAAGCAGCUGUCACAGUCGGAGGUGGAGCGAUGUCAGCUGCACACACACAUUCACACUCUGCAGCAGGCCAAAGAAACAUUACAGGGGGAGAUCGAGUGUCUGAGAGGAGAACUAGAGGGAGCGACGGCUGGGAGACAAGACGAGAGGAAGAGGAGAGAGAGGAGCGAGGAGGAGAUGGAGGCUCUGAGAGAGGAGGUGGACAAGCUGAGGAAGAGAAGGAGUGAAGAGGAAGAGGAGAUGAAGGAGGAGAAGGAGGCCUGGCAGAAAGAGAGGGAGGCGCUGAGUGAGGAGCUGGGGACGAGAGAUGGAGAGGUGGAGGUGCUGGGGAGGCGCCUGGAGGGACUGACGGAGGAGAAGGAGGAGAGGCAGAGACAGGUGGAGAGACUGAGGGAGGAGAUGACGGAGAAGGAGGUGCAAAUCAGCCACAUGGUGGAGAAACUACAGCAGGUGGAGGUAGAGAAGGAGAGACUGGAGGAGGAGGCGAAGAGGAAGGAAGUCAGGAUGAAAGAGGAGGAGGUGAAGAGGGAGGAAGAGAUAGAGGUGCUCUGCGACCGGAUGGAGAGAUUGGAAAGAGAGAAGGAGGAGAGGGAGGAGGAGGUGGAGAGACUGAGGGAGGAGAUGACGGAGAAGAAGGUGCAAAUCAGCCACAUGGUGGAGAAACUACAGCGGGUGGAGGUCGAGAGGGAGAGACUGGAGGAGGAGGCGAAGAGGAAGGAAGUCAGGAUGAAAGAGGAAGAGGUGAAGAGGGAGGAAGAGAUAGAGGCGCUCUGCGACCGGAUGGAGAGAUUGGAAAGAGAGAAGGAGGAGAGGGAGGAGGAGGUGGAGAGACUGAGGGAGGAGAUGACGGAGAAGAAGGUGCAAAUCAGCCACAUGGUGGAGAAACUACAGCGGGUGGAGGUCGAGAGGGAGAGACUGGAGGAGGAGGCGAAGAGGAAGGAAGUCAGGAUGAAAGAGGAAGAGGUGAAGAGGGAGGAAGAGAUAGAGGCGCUCUGUGACCGGAUGGAGAGAUUGGAAAGAGAGAAGGAGGAGAGGGAGGAGGAGGUGGAGAGACUGAGGGAGAAUGUGGGGGAGGUGGAGCUGCUGAGGGUAAGGCUGAAUGUCGCGAAGGAGGAGUGUGAGGAGCUGAAGGAGGAGGUGGAGCGCAAGGAGUGCAGCCUGGAGCGACAGAUGAAUGCCGUGAGGGAGAGGGAGGAUGAGGUGGAGGAGCUGAAGAAGCGGCUGAGGCUGAUGGAGCAGCAGGAGGAGGAGGGAGCGAGAGAACAGCUGGAGGUGAAUAACAGACUGAAGCAGAAGGAGGCAAGGGAGGAGCAAUUGGAAGUGCUCCUGAGAGAAACCCAGCUGCUCCUGGAGAAAGAGAGGAGGGAGGGAGGACAAAAAGACAACUGGAUCUCCUCCCAGACCAAGGAGCUGCAGGAGGCCCGGGCACAGAGUGAGGGAGCUAGGAGGAGAGCCAGAGAGAGGGAGGAGGCCAGAGACAGACUGGAGGAGGAGGUGAAGGAGUGGAGGGAGAGGGCGGAGCAGAGCUUGAGGGAGCUGACAAAACUUAACCUCAUCCUAAAGGAGCAAGAAGAGGAGGCGAAGCAGCUGAGAGCCACUCUGGAGGAGAGGGAGGAGGAGGUCGGGAGAGAGGAGGCGCUGAGGAGGACAGAGGUGGAGAGGAGGAAGAGGCUGGAGGAGAAACUGAGAGUGAUGGAGGAAGACUGGGAGGAAGGGAGGGAGGCUCUGAAGAAUUCCAGAGAGGAGAAGAAGAGAUUAGAGGAUGAACUGAGGGAGGAGAAAGAAGAGCGAGGGAGGAUGUUGGAGGCUGAGAGAGGUCAGCACCUCCUGCUGCAGGAGAGAGGGAGGUGCAGAGAGAGAGAACUGGAGGAGGAGAAGGCUGGUCUGUCUGUGGAGUUGAGGAGGAGGGAGAGGGAAGUGACUGCUCUCAGAGAGGAGGUACAGAGGGAGAGGGAUAAGGCACAGGAGGAGCUGACAGGAGUGAGGCAGAGCGUGGAGGUGAUGGAGGAGAACCUGGCCUCCCUGCAGACUCAGGUGUCUGAUCUGAGUCGCAGCAGGGAGCGAGCGAGGCAGGAGGUCAAGGAGAAGGAGGAGGAGAAACAGCAGAUGAGGGAGGGUCUCAGGGCCGCGCUGGAGGAGAUGACCAAGCUGAAGCUCCUCCUGCAGGAGAGCCACACAGAGGGGGAGAAACUGAGGAGCGCUCUGGAGGAGAGGAAGAAGGAGGUGGAGAGGUUCAGAGAGGAGGAGGGGCUCCGACACAAGGAGGAGCUGCAGGCUUUGUCAGAAGAAAUCCAGUUACUGAAGGAGAAGGAGAAGGAGUGGAGGUCCAGUGUGGACGAGGUGAGGAGGGAGGUGAUGAGGGACCAGAACACACAGAUCUCCUCACUGACUGCUGACGAUGACGGAGAGGAGAUGGACGGACAGAGGAGGAGGAGAAGAGACCGAGAGACAGACAACGAGGAGGAGGGAGGAGAGGAGGAGCAGGAGCAGUACUCCUCUCUGCUGCAGGAGAAAGAGGAGAUCAGGAGGCUGCUGAUGCAGAGAGAAGCUGAGGUGUACGCUCUGACUCAGAGGACAGACGAGCUGGAGAAGGACAGGGAUCGUGUCCGAUUGGCUCUGGAGCGAACAGAGGCAGCUAUGAUUGGCUACAGAGAGAGAGCCCACCAACAGGAGCAGAGCCAGGGGGCGGGGUCUAACCCAGACGAGCAGGUUGUGCAGGACAGGCUGGUGGUUCUGCAGCGUCUGGUGGCUGAACUGGAGCUGGACCAGAAACGAAUGAACAAGAAGAACUCUCACCUGGAAAACCAGAAAGAAAAACUGAAGAGAGACAGAAACACACUGAGAGACACACUGAGACAGGUGGAGGAGGAGCGUUCAAGGUUCAGACAGCAGCUGAAUGACAGCAUCAAAUCCCAGGACACCACAGAAGAAGAACGCCUGAGGAGCAGGGUGAGGGAGCUGGAGGACCAGGUGAGUCAGCUCCGUCUCUCAUUGGCUGUGGACCAGCAGCAGAGGGUGGAGUUUAUCCAGCAAUCAUCCAGGAACAGCCAAUGGCUGCUCUCUCUGAGACAUGACCUCGCCGACUCACUGGAUGCCGUCACACGCCGUCCAAUCCCGUCCGUCCUGGAGUCUGAGACGGAGCGAUUGGACCGCAGCCUGAGGGAGGAGGAGCUUAGAAUGUCUCUCAGCCAAUCAUAAUGCAUGAAAAUUAAAAACUGUCAAGUGAAGCUUCUGACCAAAGAAACAUGCUCAGAGACAAUCUGCUCUGUCACGUGUUUUACUGAGACAAUCAACACAUCUUGAUUUUCCUCAUAGCGCUCAUGAUGCAGGAUGAUGUCACCAAGCCGUCCAAUCAACGUGUUACCUGUCAGUCACAUGAUCUCCUGUCGUCCUGUCAUCAUAUCUGCAGCCUGGUUGUCUCAAAUGUUUCACUGAGAAGCUCUGAAUACACUUCUCUCCAUGUGUACUGUCAGGUUACAGACUAUAAUCUGUAAUAGUCUGAAUGUUGAGGAGAUUAUCACUGAAUCAGUUACUGCAGACAGUCCAGUUAGAAGAAGCUCCAAGACAACCACCUCCUGCUUCACCACAUCGCUUCAGUGACAGUGAAAACAACCUCAAGUGAAGGUCAGACUCCUCGUAAUGUUUACAGGUUUUUAUUGUUAGUAUUUAUUUUGUAUUUCCCAUGAUCCUCCACUCUGAGCUGUGAGUCAGGCUCAUGUGAAGGUCAGAGUUCAGCUGUUUGUGCGUGUUCAAUAAAAACCAAUGUGUCAUUUUUAA
Molecule: messenger RNA, 6464 nt
Organism: Acanthopagrus latus (yellowfin seabream)
Lineage: Eukaryota; Metazoa; Chordata; Actinopteri; Spariformes; Sparidae
Product: trichohyalin
Exons: 28
Coding region: 243-5885 (1880 amino acids)
Source: RefSeq, a predicted model, not a curated record